AGUGUCCAAGUCCAUGUCUGGUCAUCACCACGAAGGGUUUAUCAGAACUACAUCUUCUGGAUCAAAUCAAUCCCAUGCUGGGUCUGCAAGGAGAAACUCAGGAAUCAUUGCCUCGGUCUACAAGAAUGAUGAACCUGUUCAUCACAACCACCCUCCUGCUGCUGAAACCUUCACUCGAGUGCCGACGGAUCCUGGUAGUGGAGUGAGAAGGACAAGUUCGUCCGGAUGGAACCUUCCGCCCGAGCAGGAAGCAAUCUUUGAGAGACUUUCGUCGGUCAAGGAUGAGAUGAAGGGAACCAUCCAAGAGACUCAGAGGAUUCGUCAGAGUAUGGGAGCGACGCUUUCUGAAUAUUUCAAGAAACUGCUGCAUCUUCACCCCACUGAGUUUGACGAGGAGCUGAAAAGAAAAUUCGACUAUUUUGACAAGGAUAAGAAUCUUUAUCUCGAUCGCCAAGAGUUGUGUUGCGCCAUGUCGGAGCUCAGUGAGCGUCCUUCGGAAGAAGAGAUCGAUACAUUCUUGUCUGAGUUUGAUGUGGAUGGCGACGGGAAAGUCGACUUUGAUGAAUUCGAUCAUAUGGUACGAUAUCACUUGAAGCUCGGGCAUACGUGCCAUUGCAGAUUCUGUACUGCGAAACAAAACUCGCUGAGUGAUACCAUGACUUCGGAGAAGAAGAAGUGAAGUCAAGCUUUUUGUCAUCGCUAUGACUUUAAUUUGAAGUGCGCUUUUUUUAAUUUGUAUUUGUUAAGCGACCC
This is a messenger RNA of Guillardia theta CCMP2712, 753 nucleotides long. RefSeq lists its product as hypothetical. The transcript has 9 exons. Gene Ontology annotation, molecular function: calcium ion binding. The record is from RefSeq and is a predicted model, not a curated record. The coding region runs from base 14 to 679 and encodes 221 amino acids. NCBI's taxonomy places the organism in Eukaryota, Cryptophyceae, Pyrenomonadales, Geminigeraceae.